CCCCCACCCCACCCCACGCCGAGUGGUGCUGCUCCGAGGCCGAAGUUCUCCAGAGCCGGCUUAGGGUGCAGCUCUCUUUGUCCCCCGCCAGCUGUGCUCCCUGCCGGCUGACCCGACGCGCUCCCAGGAAGUGGGGGUGGGGAGCCCGAAACCUAAGAAAUAAAUGGGGGCGUGAGGACAGGAAGACAACCCCGGGUGGUGUGUGCGGCUGUCUUCACGCCCUCCCUUUCUUCCUUAGGCGGGGUCCCUGGGGUCCAGGCAAGGGAGGGUCUAGGCACAGGCGCGGCGGCGGCGGCGGCGGCGGGCUGGGGAGCGCCGGGUCCCAGCGAGCGCACUGGCAGACCGAGAAGCCUCGCGCCCGGCCCGCUGCCCUCCAUCUCUCCUCCCUUCCCUGGCUUUUGUGUUGGUGCCUCGGAGCUGCAAGGAGGGUGCGCUGGAGGAGGGGGGCCUGGGGUAGAGGCUCCCCUCCACGCGCGCGCGCACACGGUGGCGGCGCACGCACACACACGCGCGGACAUACACACACGCACAAACCUUGCUCGCCUAGAGCGCACUAACGUGGCUGUUUUCUUUGUGUGGAGCCCUUGAGGGGGGUUGGGGUCCCAGUCCGGUCCUGGGGAGAUGGCGCAGCCCAUCCUGGGCCCUGGGAGCCUGCAGCCCGCCUCGGCCGCUGGCCUGGCAUCCCUGGAGCUCGACUCGUCACUGGACCAGUACGUGCAGAUUCGCAUCUUCAAAAUCAUCGUGAUUGGGGACUCCAACGUGGGCAAGACGUGCCUGACUUUCCGCUUCUGCGGAGGGACCUUCCCCGACAAGACCGAGGCCACCAUCGGUGUGGACUUCAGAGAGAAGACGGUGGAGAUCGAGGGCGAGAAGAUCAAGGUGAUCCAGACGGUUCAGGUGUGGGAUACAGCAGGUCAGGAACGCUUCCGCAAAAGCAUGGUCGAGCAUUACUACCGCAAUGUGCAUGCAGUGGUCUUCGUUUAUGAUGUCACCAAGAUGACAUCCUUCACCAACCUCAAAAUGUGGAUCCAAGAAUGCAAUGGGCAUGCCGUGCCCCCACUAGUACCAAAAGUGCUUGUGGGCAAUAAGUGUGACUUGAGGGAACAGAUCCAGGUGCCCUCCAACUUAGCCCUGAAAUUUGCCGAUGCCCACAACAUGCUCUUAUUUGAGACAUCGGCCAAGGACCCCAAAGAGAGCCAGAACGUGGAGUCAAUUUUCAUGUGCCUGGCUUGUCGAUUGAAGGCUCAGAAAUCCCUGCUCUACCGUGAUGCUGAGAGGCAGCAGGGGAAGGUGCAGAAACUGGAGUUCCUGCAGGAAGCUAACAGCAAAACUUCCUGUCCCUGUUGAAACCAAAUGGUGUAAAUACAAGAUCAGUUAUCACUGGAGUUUUUUCUUUCCCUUCUUUUCCGUGCCUGCAUAACACUGACACCUGCCUGUUUCCAUACAAAUUGAUAUUAAAAUAAAAUUUGUAUA
This is a messenger RNA of Manis pentadactyla (Chinese pangolin), 1473 nucleotides long. It is a transcript of the gene RAB33A, whose product is annotated as RAB33A, member RAS oncogene family. Gene Ontology annotation, cellular component: endosome; Golgi apparatus. The coding region runs from base 622 to 1347 and encodes 241 amino acids. The transcript has 2 exons. Gene Ontology annotation, biological process: Rab protein signal transduction. Gene Ontology annotation, molecular function: GTPase activity; GTP binding. The record is from RefSeq and is a predicted model, not a curated record. NCBI's taxonomy places the organism in Eukaryota, Metazoa, Chordata, Mammalia, Pholidota, Manidae.